UUUUCUUAGCCGUUGGAAAAUAGGUUUUGCCCAAAAGAAGGAAACACGUAUAAAACUUUUGCGACUCGGCGGUGUGUUGUCGCCGGCUGCCAUUGAAGAACAUACCUUCUUCACCACUCUGCUGCUCAAUCGGUCAAUUUUUAGAUAGAGGAUGCAAGAAAAAGUGUCUGAGGAAGAGAUGGUGACACCAGGAGAAGUACUGGGGAAAGGAAGCGAAGUGAAAGCAGGGAAGGGAGCAUACCUGUCACAUCAUAAUAACACCGUCUACGCCUCCCUCACCGGCCGCCGUUCCCUCUCCGCUGCGUCACCUGAAUCUCCAGACCAGAGGCCAACUGUGGAAGUGAUUGGACACAAAGCCCAUGGUUCUGUUCCUGAGCCAGGUUGUGUUGUCAUCGCUCGAGUAACUAAGGUGAGUGCUAGGAUGGCUUCAGCAGAUAUUAUGUGUGUUAGCUCCAAAUCUGUACGAGAAAAAUUCUCUGGAAUCAUCAGACAACAAGAUGUGAGAGCAACCGAAAUUGACAAAGUAGACAUGCAUUUAUCCUUCCGCCCUGGUGACAUUGUCAAAGCUUUGGUUCUUUCUCUAGGGGAUGCACGUGCAUAUUAUCUUUCAACUGCACAAAAUGAAUUGGGAGUUGUAUCUGCAGAAAGUAUGGCAGGUGGCACAAUGGUUCCGAUUAGUUGGACUGAGAUGCAGUGCCCGUUGACUGGUCAAAUUGAGCAGAGGAAGGUUGCUAAAGUUGGGGCUUAAAUAUUUGAUUUAAGUUCUUUUGAAGAUUGAGAUCUAUGUAUCUGUGUUUUUAGUCUUUUUUACAGUAUCAAUUUCAUAUUAUAAAGUAGAAUUUUAAGCCAAGUUUUGGGUACCCUUUUUCAUGAUUCAUGUUUGAGUAAAAAUUAAAAAUAGUUUGGUUAGAA
This is a messenger RNA of Lactuca sativa (garden lettuce), 912 nucleotides long. Its product is annotated as Nucleic acid-binding, OB-fold-like protein. The record is from RefSeq and is a predicted model, not a curated record. Lineage: Eukaryota; Viridiplantae; Streptophyta; Magnoliopsida; Asterales; Asteraceae. Gene Ontology annotation, biological process: RNA processing. Gene Ontology annotation, molecular function: RNA binding. Gene Ontology annotation, cellular component: cytoplasm; nuclear exosome (RNase complex).